AUGGCCUCUCCCGGGCCCAAGAGCCCUGCGCUCAAGACCAACAUGGAUGUCGACUAUGUCGUCAGCUUCCGCUUCGCCGCCACCGCCAAGGACGCCGCCCUGUCCAAGUUCGAGAAGCUCAUCGCUGCCCUGUCCUCGGUCGGCCUGGCCACCGAGGUCCGCAAUGGUGAGGACAGCUCGCUGCUCGUCUUCUGCAAGGUUGCUUCUGAGGAGCACCUCUACGGCGAAGUCUACCGCUCGAGAGUCCGCGACUGGAUCCACGGCAUUCGAUCGUCGGAGCCCCCGCGCGAGACCCGCCACGCCCUCGACGCCGAGCCCCUGUCCGAAGCCGAGCGCCUGCGCAUCAUAUACCAGCUCAUCACAAACCCGGAGUCCGAGGGCGGCGCCGGCAUCACCCCCAAGGAGGGCGACUGGAAGCAGGUCGAAUCUGUCUUCGCUCUGCACGACCAUUCUUACAACCACGCCUGGAUCAAGCAAUGGAGCACUCAGUACCUCCUCAAGCCCGAGGACCUGGACGAGAUUCGUAAUCGUCUAGGCGAAAAGGUCGCCUUCUACUUUGCCUUCACCCAGUCCUACUUCACAUUCCUGAUCUUCCCCGCUGCAUUCGGCUUUGCGUCCUGGCUGAUCCUUGGCCACUUCUCUCCGCUCUACGCCCUCGUUAACGCACUCUGGUGCACCGUUUUCACCGAAUGGUGGAAGCACCAAGAGUACGACCUCGGUGUGCGCUGGGGAGUGCGCGGCGUCUCUUCCAUAGAAACCACCCGGAGGGAUUUCAGGCACGAGACCGAAGUCCAGGACCCCGUCACUGGCGAGACAAUCAGGGCCUUUCCAGUGACCAAGCGCUUUCAACGUCAAUUGCUGCAGAUUCCCUUUGCAUUGGCCGCUGCACUCAUCCUGGGCAGUUUGAUUGCCACGUGCUUCGGAAUCGAAAUCUUUAUUUCCGAGAUCUACAAUGGCCCGCUGAAGACCAUCUUGGUCUUCUUGCCCACCGGCAUUCUGACUACCUGCAUGCCCAUUCUUUUGGGAGUCUUGACGAAUUUUGCCAAGCAACUGACCGACUAUGAGAACUACGACACGCACGGUUCCCAUGAGACGGCCAUGACGCAGAAGAUUUUCGUGUUGAAUUUCAUCGUCUCCUACCUGCCUAUUAUUCUUACCGCCUUCAUCUACGUUCCUUUUGGCCAACACAUUGUCCCAUACCUGGACGUUUUCAGCCUCACGGUCAAGCCCUUCGCUGAAGACGAAAAGCAGCUACAGCGAUCCUCCACCUGGUCUAUCAAUCCCGACAGAUUGAGGAAGCAGGUGAUCUAUUUUACCGUAACCGCGCAGGUCGUCAACCUUGGCAUGGAGGUUAUCGUCCCUUACCUGAAGCGUCGUGGUUUCGCGAAAUACAAGAAAAUCCAAAGCGAAAGGGCCGCCAAGAACGGCGGUACGGUGCCAAAUGUUGCCGCGAACGACCCGCCGGAGGAGGCUGCUUUCCUCGACCGUGUCCGCAAGGAGGCCGAGCUCGAUGUGUACGAUGUGACCCAGGAUCUCCGUGAGAUGGUCCUACAGUUUGGCUACCUCUCUCUCUUCAGCGUCGUUUGGCCUCUCACCGCUGUGUCAUUCUUGAUCAAUGACUGGGUUGAGCUGCGCGCCGAUGCAAUCAAGAUUUGCGUCGAGAUGCAACGCCCCACGCCUUGGCGUGCUGACACCAUUGGUCCCUGGCUCGACAGCCUGAGCUUCCUGACAUGGUUUGGUAGCAUCACAACCUCCGCCCUCGUUUACAUGUUCUGGAAUGACGGUCUCGGUCCGGACGGCACACCCGGCGACAUCAAAGGCUGGGCUCUGCUGCUCUCCAUCUUCUUCUGCGAACACAUCUUCCUCGCUGUCCGCUGGGCCAUCCGUGUCGCCAUCACUAAGAUGGACUCCCCCGGCCGCCAGAAGGAGCGUCGCGAGCGUUACCUCAUCCGUCGUCGCUACAUGGCCGAGUCUCUUAAGGAAAUCGAGAAGCUGCCGAAGCUUCAAGAGCAGGCGGCCGAGGUCGGAAUCGACGCACUUGAGGAGGAGGCGAGAAGGGAGAGCCAAGCCGGAAGCAGGCUGGAGGAUAAGUUUUGGAAGAGGCAAAGUGGCUGGAAGGAAACGAUCAUUGUGGGUAAAUCUCUGAUCGAGAGAACGGCUGGGGCAGAGAGCAAGAAAGAGCAGUAG
Molecule: messenger RNA, 2187 nt
Organism: Diplodia corticola
Lineage: Eukaryota; Fungi; Ascomycota; Dothideomycetes; Botryosphaeriales; Botryosphaeriaceae
Product: plasma membrane channel protein
Exons: 5
Coding region: 1-2187 (728 amino acids)
Biological process (GO): chloride transmembrane transport
Cellular component (GO): cortical endoplasmic reticulum
Molecular function (GO): chloride channel activity
Source: RefSeq, a predicted model, not a curated record